CGGUCUUUGUGGAAAUGCCAGCACUCACUAAAGAUCAUCAAUAUUCAAAUGUUCCUCAAAGUGGAAAUACAUAUCCAAUUUCACAAAAUUCUUCAAAUUUACGUCCUCCGUCUCCGAAAGUCAUUGUAGAAAGCACAUUGCCUAUUAUGAAAUCAAAUUUAAAUCCACACGUUGAACACUCUAGCAUUCCUUCGGCUUCAUUGUCAUCUCAGUUUUUAAAUGAUAGACCUCCAUCACCGAAAGUCGUUAUUUAUAACGAGAAACCCCCUGUAAUUGAAGAUAAUCGUAAAAGAAAAAAUCCAAAAAUUUCUUCUGUAUCAAUGCAAGAUAAUUAUCGACCUUCAUCACCGGAAGUUGUCAUAGAAGUCCCAUCUCGUGAUGUGUUGGCUGAAUAUCGUUCUU
Molecule: messenger RNA, 402 nt
Organism: Racocetra persica
Lineage: Eukaryota; Fungi; Glomeromycota; Glomeromycetes; Diversisporales; Gigasporaceae
Source: the annotation of a GenBank genome assembly